AUGGUGGAGGAGUUCAGAAAACCACUGACGGCAACAAAUGGCUGCAGGGGAUUUCCUCUGCCUCUUCUCCUCCCUGUGAGGGGCCAACUGCCCUGCCCUGGUUCCCACUGGUGCCCAGAGCCAGGUCCCACUCCAGCCACGCUCUGUGGUGGCAGAGUGAUUUCCCAGUGCUGUGCAAACCUUGGGACCUGUGCUGUCAAAUCCAUCGUCCCACAGCUCCUGCCCCACACUCUGCACCGGGGGGGCUCCGGGCAGAGCUCAUGGAUAUUCCCAAACCCCACACGCUGGUUCUGCCACUGCCAGCUCUGCCCUCUGAGAGCUCAGCACUGCUGGGGGGAGCACCAACAGCUCAGGAACACCAACAACCAGGGAUUCAGGAACACCAACAGCUCAGGAACAUCAACAGCUCAGGAACACCAACAGCCAGGGCUAGGAACACUGCAGAGAUUUGAUUUUUGUCUCAGCAGAGAAAAAAGGAAAAGAACUUCAAGUGCUUUUAGAACUGAGGAAAAACAAUCUCCCUUUAGAACUGUUCACCAGCACAGAGGAGGGACUGUCCCUGUCCCUGUGCCUGCAGUGGGGCAGUUUCAGGGUGGUGGGACUGUCCCUGUGCCUGCAGUGGGGCAGUUUCAGGGUGGUGGGACUGUCCCUGUCCCUGUGCCUGUGGCUGCAGUGGAGCAGUUUCAGGGUGGUGGGACUGUCCCUGUCCCUGCAGUGGGGCAGUUUCAGGGUGGUGGGACUGUCCCUGUGGCUGCAGUGGGGCUGUUUCUCACCUGUUUCCCUGUGCUGCUGGGCUCUGCUCUCCCUGCAGGAGAGGCCAUGGAGCAAGGGCUCCGGGACUGCUGCCGCUCCAUCCGCAUCGGGAAGAUCCUGAUCCAGAGCGACGAGGAGACCCAGCGAGCCAAGGUGUACUACGCCAAGUUCCCUCCAGACAUCUACAGGAGGAAAGUCCUGCUGAUGUACCCAAUUCUGAGUACUGGUUAUGCUGUCAUUGAGGAUGUCAAAGUGCCUGUAGAAUAUGAUGUACAACAAGGUGUCAUGAUCCUGCUCAGCCUGUUCUCUACACUUAUGACACACUGAGACCUUUGGUGUCUCUCAAAAGGUGCCAAAUCCAUCAUCCAGGAAUUCCCAGAAAUCACUAUUCUAACUACAGAAGUGCAUCCUGUUGCACCAACACACUUUGGACAGAAGUAUUUUGGAACAGACUGACAGUCUCAGAACAACUGGAUGUGACUCUAUGACAUUACAAGAGGUUUUUUUCUACAUUUUAUUACUGUUGUGUUGUCAAGGGUGUGUUUGGGAACCUUUUUGGCCAAAGGGGGAAAUACUUGACUUAGGUGAGUCCUGGCCUGAACAGGGAUCAGGUACAAAGCACUCUGGUUACAUGGCCAAGCAUCUCCAUCUUGGGGUUGUUAAACUGCCACAC
This is a messenger RNA of Myiozetetes cayanensis, 1426 nucleotides long. RefSeq lists its product as uncharacterized. Lineage: Eukaryota; Metazoa; Chordata; Aves; Passeriformes; Tyrannidae. The transcript has 3 exons. The record is from RefSeq and is a predicted model, not a curated record.